AUGAAAAUCUUUAUUGCAACUGUAUUUGUAGAUAAUCAAGAGAAAGCAUUAGAUUUCUACACUAAUAAAUUGGGAUUCCAAAAGAAAGCUGAUAUCUCUGCUGGUGAUUAUCGUUGGCUUACAGUUGUCUCACCGGAUCAACCGAAUGGUGUUCAGUUAUUGUUGGAACCAAACGCUCAUCCAGCCACCAAACCAUUCCAGAGUGCAUUGAAAGCCGACUGUAUUCCAUUCACUCAGUUCGAGGUUGAAGAUCUCGACAAGGAGUUCCAACGUCUAAAGUCACUCGGUGUAGAGUUUGUAGUUGAACCAAUGGAUGCCGGUCCCGUAAUGAUUGCAUCAUUCGAUGAUACCUGUGGUAACCUCAUUCAAAUCAUGCAAUACAAAUUUAAAAAGCAAGAAUAA
Messenger RNA from Heterostelium album PN500, 402 nucleotides. Its product is annotated as VOC family protein. Bases 1 to 402 code for a protein of 133 amino acids. NCBI's taxonomy places the organism in Eukaryota, Evosea, Eumycetozoa, Acytosteliales, Acytosteliaceae. The record is from RefSeq and is a predicted model, not a curated record. The transcript has a single exon.